Molecule: messenger RNA, 953 nt
Organism: Copidosoma floridanum
Lineage: Eukaryota; Metazoa; Arthropoda; Insecta; Hymenoptera; Encyrtidae
Product: serine protease persephone-like
Source: RefSeq, a predicted model, not a curated record
AUGAGUCAACUUAAUGGCUACUAUUACCCUCAGUUUCCGUACAUGGUUGCUGUAUACUCGGAUUCUUUAAUUUGUGGUGGUGUACUCAUUAAGCCCAACAUCGUGUUAACUGCGGCUCAUUGUGUCAAAGACGCCAAAAAUCCACCAAAAAAAGUAUACGCUGGAGUAAUAGAUCUAAAUGAUCCUGAAUUUUUUUAUGCCACUCAAUCAAAACGUAUUGAUGCGAUUUACGCACAUGCAAAAUACCAGAGCAACGAAAACGAAACGUAUCCCAUAAAUGACAUCGCUUUAUUGAAAUUGGAAAGUAGCUUCAAAUUGGGAUUUGCCGUUAACGUAUUAGAAUUACCUAAUAAAGAGGAUGAUAUUCACAAUCAAAUCGCUAUUUUUAGUGGUUAUGGCUGGGACACAGUAGAAAUAACCACAAACUCUGAAGGAAAAUCAGUGCGACAAGGGUCACCUAGUCUAUUCUUAAAAUACGCCGAAGUAGCAGUUGAUGCACCAUCAGACGAUUAUCCUAAAACCAUUAUCAGAGGUCAAAUGCUGCAAAUAUAUGAGGGUAAAACCGGCGCUUGCGUUGGUGAUGACGGUGGCCCUCUAGUUACUAAUGAAAACAAGGUUAUUGGCAUAUUAAAUACUUUUACGUAUGAAUGUGAUGAGACCAGUAGUCCUUCAUAUUACACCAGAGUAUCCCAAUACUUGGACUUUAUCCAAGGAGUUAUAGACGGUAAACCCAUAAAAGAAGAAACUGAGUUUGUCGUUGUCAAUCAAGACCUAACAAAUGAUGUAUAAUACGAUAUUGGAAAAAGUAAAAAAGACUCCAAAUCAUCGAGUCCAAAGAUCCACGUUGCAUCAUAUUUCUUGUCUCCAACAAAAAUACUUUUAUUAUAAUAAAUUAUAAUUUGGAUAAUAAUGUUUGUAAAUCAUUGCAGAAGGCUUAAUAAAAUUUUACUAAU